This is a messenger RNA of Octodon degus (degu), 2093 nucleotides long. It is a transcript of the gene Yy2, whose product is annotated as YY2 transcription factor. The record is from RefSeq and is a predicted model, not a curated record. Gene Ontology annotation, biological process: regulation of transcription by RNA polymerase II. Gene Ontology annotation, cellular component: transcription regulator complex; PcG protein complex. Gene Ontology annotation, molecular function: DNA-binding transcription factor activity, RNA polymerase II-specific; RNA polymerase II cis-regulatory region sequence-specific DNA binding. Bases 554 to 1675 code for a protein of 373 amino acids. NCBI's taxonomy places the organism in Eukaryota, Metazoa, Chordata, Mammalia, Rodentia, Octodontidae. The transcript has a single exon.
CCAGCCCCUCCUUCAGGACGGGCUGAACCAAAAAACAAAGGUUAAUAUUUUAAAGGUAUAGACGCUUUUUCAGAUAGUGUAAUAAGCCUGAUUAGGUGGUUAAAUACAGAAAAUGAAUAAAGACACUGGUUGUAAAAUUAGUAUUCCGUCAACCAGUGAGAUUCCGCUUUGUGUGUGUUACCUCGCACAGCAAGCACGACAGCACAGCCUGUAGGGAUAGGCGUGAGUACACACCCUGAAUGCUUUCCACGAGGUGGCAGACAGUACUUGGUGACGCGACCAGUCGCAAGCGUGAGGCGCUGAGGCGCAUGCGUGAGGCGCUGAGGCGCAUGCGUGAAUUGCCAAGGCGCAUGCGCUUAGGACUCCCAAAAGCAUCUGCCUCUUCCGCCACGUUCGCCCCGCCUUUCUCAAGCUCGCCUGAAGUGCGGGUUUUUGCCGAGCCCGCGCGCUACUGUGUGAAGUUAGAGAGUUUUUUCCUGUCCAUCUAUCUUCUCAAAACUGUCUCACCACCUACCGGCUUCAAGAAGUCAAGACCACUGCAAAAGUGUCAGUCAUGGCCUCAGAAAGCCACGACAUUAUCUACCUCACUGAAGAUUCGGAGUUGCCCACAGAAGUUGUGGAACUGCAACAGGUAGACAUGGGGGCCCUUAUGGAGAACACGGUGGAGCUGCAACCCAUUUUAUACCAGAAUCCCAGUGAUAAUUGGAUCCACGGUGGCUAUGAUUGUCCACCUCUGUUUACCUUGCAGCCGGUCGCCCCCGAUAAUAUUAGCUGCGGUGACCAUGACCAGGAAUGUAUCAUAAUACAAACCCGAGAGGAAGUAGUGGACUAUUUCGAGUUAAAAGUCAGUGAAUUCAGGAGUGAGGCAACCUCAGUUGAGGGCGAAGACACUUACUUCCAGUCAGUUCCUUUGUCUUUGCCAUCCUCUGCCACGUCAUCAUCCUCCGGUCAUGAAGGAAAUGGCAGUGACCACAGCAAGGCGCGUAGAGACAGAGACAGCAGCGGUGAGGUCGCUGUGGGUGGCAGCAGUUCCGAAUUGAGCAGUGAAAAUGGAGAACAGAGGCAGACACCGAGCCACAUCCUAGAAGAUAUGUUCCCUAGCGUCUUGUCGUCGAGCCCGGAAAGAGAGGCUGAGGGGGAGAUUGACGUACCGAUUGGCAUAUCGAGUGAACCCUCCUCUCCUGAUUAUUCUGAAUACCUGACAGGGAAGAAACUUCCCCCUGAAGGACUACCUGGAAUUGACCUCUCCGAUCCCAAACAGUUGUCAGAAUUUAUAAGAAUAAAGCGCAAAAAAGCCAAGGAUGGUAUUCCAAGAACUGUAGCUUGCCGUCACGAAGGCUGCAAAAAGAUGUUCAAGGAUAGCUGUGCUAUGAGAAAGCAUCUGCACACCCACGGACCCAGAGUGCACAUCUGCUCCGAGUGUGGCAAAGCUUUUCUUGAGAACUCAAAACUUAAACGUCAUCAGCUGGUUCAUUCUGGAGAGAAGCCCUUCCAGUGCAUCUUUGAAGGCUGCGGGAAACGUUUUUCCCUGGAUUUCAACCUGCGCACUCAUGUGCGAAUUCAUACAGGAGACAGACCUUUUGUGUGUCCUUUCAGCGAGUGCAACAGGAGGUUCGCUCAGUCAACUAACCUGAAAUCUCAUAUGUUAGCACAUGCUAAGAAGAACAUCCAGUAGAAAGAGACAAUCCUUCUCAGACUUAAGAAGGUUCUCCCAGUAGUGUGGUUGGGACUAAUUAUGCUUUUUGCUUGUAUAUUGUUUAUUUUUCUUAGUGUAUGUUUAUAGUACAUAAUGUUUACAUUUUUCCUAAGUAGUUUAUACUUGCUCUUUUUGUCACCAUUCCCUCCCAUCCCUCUAGGCUUCCUCCAAAUUUUGACCCCUUUCCAAUUUGAAAAAGUUCUUGCUUCCUUUUUUCUCAAUUUUUAAAAGUAUCUUUUCCUUCCUUCCCAUCUCUAUCUCUUGUUCCUCCUCCCAUUUGAAAAAGGUCUCCCUAUACAAAAUUGAUGUCUGUAUACUGUUCUUAAGAACAUUUUUAAUGAAUCUUACAUCUCUAAAUCUAAUGUUAUGGUGCAACAAUUAAAAAGUUUAAAAAUAA